Molecule: messenger RNA, 1625 nt
Organism: Saccostrea cuccullata (small rock oyster)
Lineage: Eukaryota; Metazoa; Mollusca; Bivalvia; Ostreida; Ostreidae
Product: FK506-binding protein 5-like
Exons: 4
Coding region: 66-1625 (519 amino acids)
Biological process (GO): regulation of apoptotic process
Source: RefSeq, a predicted model, not a curated record
GCUUUACAAAGGGAAAGAUUUAUCUUUUUGUUGUUGAACAAUUAUGCCCAAGGACGGAAAAUAAAAUGGGAAAAGACAAGGAAUUAAUGCUGAAAAUGAAGAAAAGGAAGAAAAUAAAUAAAGAUGGCUUUAUUGGAUCUACAGCAAAUUCAGAGACCAAUGAAGGAAGUGUUAAUGUUCCAGGAAAAGUUUGGAAGGCUUUUGAAAAAGAGAUAGAAAGACUAAAGAAUGAACAAAAGAUUACAAACGCAAGAUUAAAAACAAUACUACACAACCAAAACAAAUUCGGGAGAGAAAUUUCAAGAUUGGAAAGUUCCCUAAGAAGCUGUAAUAACGUUCCUCGUACCAUUUCUCGGCUACAACCUACACUGCCCGGAUCAUCAGAAGAUGAAUGCGUGCACGGGGAAGUAUUACGGGAGAACAUGAAAAUGAUGGUUCAAGGAAUACGUUUGUCAGAUUCUUUACUAAUUGAUGAAUUGAUGGAGAAAAAUUGUUUUACAGAAACAGAUGCACAAGAAAUAAAUGAGAUAAAAACUUGUAAUAAAACGAGGCAAAUGGUUUUGCUGCUCAGUCGCAAAGAUAAAACUGUGUUCCGAAAAUUUAUUAAUAUCAUAUCACAAGAAGAAUAUUAUCCACAGAUUUCUAAGAUACUUAAAGAAUCGUACCGGAAUAAACUCCAGAAACCAGAAAAGCGAAGCAAAUGUAUUCCGUGCUUCAUUAUAAAGAAUGUAGAUAUUAUGCGGAUUGCUGAUGAUCUUUAUCAAAGUAACGUCAUUGAUUUAAAAACUCUUCAAGAUGUUAUGAGGGGGGAUAAACCAGCUUUGGACUCUUUCUGGCAACAGAUUUUUAACAAAAUGACAAAUCCAUGUCAUGGAAAAAUGUACAUGUCCAAUCUCAAGUUUGCUCUUCUUGAAAAUUACAAUCACAUCGCAAAAAAAAUCCAACGCCAAAGUCAGCUGACUUGUUAUUGUUCAUCUAGUAUCCUCUCCUUUCCAAGUAAUUGCAGCGAUAAUACCUCCGAAUUUAGUACGACCUCAACAAUUGUACCACCACAACCGAGUCAUUAUGCUUCUAAUUGGAUUAAACAGUUGCAGGAAUUGAACAAUGGAAGCCGAGAUGAUGCUUCUCAUUUCUACAGUGAUUCUGAUGAAGCUAUAAACCCAAAACAAGUCUCAAACAAGAAUAGAAAACGAAAACGCGUGUCAGAGGAGGAAGAGGAGGAUAUGAAGAAAAAGAAUCAAAGAGAAGACAAAGAUGAACGGGAGAAAAAAAUAGAGGAAGUAGAGAUCAAAGAUGAAAUAGAAGAAGAGCAAAUUGAAAGAGAGGAGGGAGAAGAGGAGGAAGACACAGAAGUGGAGGAAGAGGCAGACGAGGAAGAAGAGGAAAAUAAUGUAGAAAAUGACGAAGAAGAAGAGGGGGAGGAAGAUGAAGAGGGAGAAGAAAGAGAUUGGUGGGUGGUAGAGGACAAAGAAUGUCAGGAACAGGGAUAUGAGUCAGAGAAUGAAGAGGAGGAAGAAGGGGAAGAAGAUGAGAAGGAAAGGGCAGAUGAAGUACAAGAGGAAGAGGAGGAAAAUAUGGAUGAAAGGGUGGAUUUAAGAGGAGGAAGAAAAGGGAGAGGAGGAUGA